CUCAAGGAACUACAAUCUCCAAUUCCUUGAUCUUAGUUUAAAUUUACUCACUGGCGACAUCUCUUCCUCCAUUUGUAAUGUAAGUUCACUUAAUGUUCUCCUCUUGUCUCACAAUAAGUUGGUAGGUGUCAUUCCACCAUGCCUUGCAAACUUGUCUUCCCUUUCUAUUUUGGAUUUAAAAAGGAACAAACUAAAUGGUACAUUACCAAGUAAUUUCUCAAUGAAUAGUCCUCUCAGCGUUAUGAAUCUCAAUGACAACCAAUUAGAAGGUAUUUUGCCAAAAUCUUUGUCAAAGUGCACACAAUUAGAGAUCUUGAAUCUUGCCAACAAUCAAAUUGAGGACAAAUUUCCUGAUUGGCUUCAAACUCUACCAUUGUUGACAAUAUUGGUAUUGCAUGGCAACAAUUUCUACGGUCCCAUUCCAAGUUUAAGGAUGAAACAUGGAUUUUCAAGUUUACUUAUUUUUGAUAUCUCAUCCAACUACUUCAAUGGUUCAAUACCAAAAACCUAUAUACAAAAUUUUCAAGCCAUGAAGAAUGUUAUUCGUUACAAAGUGGGCGAGCUAUACAUUCAACCUUACAGUAACAGAUCUGUAGCUGAAUUUGCAACCAUAACAACAAAAGCUAUAACUAUGACAUUUAAAAAAAUCCCAAAAAACUUUAUGACCAUUGAUUUAUCCAGAAACAAAUUUGAAGGAGAGAUUCCAUAUGUGAUUGGAGAGCUUCAUGCUCUUAAAGGACUCAACUUUUCUCAUAAUAGACUCAGUGGUUCUAUUCCCCAAUCCAUUGGAAAUUUGACAAAUUUGGAAUCACUGGAUCUCUCCUCAAAUAUGUUCAUGGGUAGGAUACCCAUAGAAUUAACCAAUUUGAACUUUCUUGAAGUCCUGAAUCUUUCCUAUAAUCAUCUUGUUGGAGAAAUACCUCAAGAAAAACAGUUCAACACUUUUGAAAAUAACUCCUACAUUGGAAACUCAGGACUAUGUGGGUUCCCAUUGUCAAAGAACUGCAGUAGCACUGAACAAGAAUCUCCAUCUUCUCCAAACUUCUGGCGAGAAGAGGGAUUUGAAUUUGGAUGGGAAGCAGUUGUUAUAGGAUAUGGAUGUGGAAUAAUAGUUGGAAUUGGUCUUGGAAUUUUUGUANAUAGGCCCCAUUUUUGUCGACAAUGA
This is a messenger RNA of Vigna umbellata (rice bean), 1165 nucleotides long. NCBI's taxonomy places the organism in Eukaryota, Viridiplantae, Streptophyta, Magnoliopsida, Fabales, Fabaceae. The record is from RefSeq and is a predicted model, not a curated record.